Molecule: messenger RNA, 1077 nt
Organism: Pestalotiopsis fici W106-1
Lineage: Eukaryota; Fungi; Ascomycota; Sordariomycetes; Amphisphaeriales; Sporocadaceae
Exons: 2
Coding region: 1-1077 (358 amino acids)
Biological process (GO): protein deglycosylation
Molecular function (GO): N4-(beta-N-acetylglucosaminyl)-L-asparaginase activity
Source: RefSeq, a predicted model, not a curated record
AUGGCCAUUGCACGGAAUCUCCUACUCUUGAUUUCGGCGCUCUCAUCAUCAUCGGUGACGAGCGCCGCAUCGUCGUCAUCGGGUCUGCCCUUUGUGAUCAACACGUGGGGAGGACCCUUUACAGCCGCCACCGACGCGGCGUACCUCGCGCUGGUCAACGGCACGGCCGCGACGGCCCUCGACGCCGUCGAGGUCGGCUGCACCACGUGCGAGGCCAACCAGUGCGACGGCAGCGUGGGCUACGGCGGGUCCCCCGACGAGAGCUGCGAGACGACGCUGGACGCGCUCAUCAUGGACGGCGCCACGUUUGCCGCGGGCGCCGUGGCCAACCUGCGCCGGGUCCGCAGCGCCGUGGGCGUCGCCCGCGCCGUCAUGGAGCACACGGCGCACACUUUGCUGGCCGGCGACCAGGCCACGGCGUUUGCGGUGCAGAACGGCUUCGUCGAGGAGGACAUUUCGACCCCCGACUCGCGCGCCGCCUGCGCCGAGUGGCGGGCCGCCGCGUGCCAGCCCAACUACCGCGUGGCCGUGUCGCCCGACGCGUCCGUGUCGUGUGGACCGUAUACGCCGCUGCAAGUGGACAACACCACCAGCGCCCAGACCCAGGCGUCCCACGAUACCAUUUCCAUGAUUGCCAUUGACGCCUCGGGGGCCAUGGCGGCGGCCACGUCGACCAACGGCGCGUCGCACAAGGUUCCCGGCCGCGUGGGCGACGGACCCAUCGUCGGUAGCGGCUCGUACGUCGAUGGCGAGGUCGGUGGCUGUGGUGCCACGGGCGAUGGAGAUAUCAUGAUGCGGUUCCUGCCGUGCUACCAAGCGGUCGAGAGUUUGCGACGCGGACUCACACCUCAAGAAGCCGCCGACGACGCCGUCGCUCGCAUGGUCCGCAAGUUUCCGACCAUUUCCAGCGGCAUCGUCGUGGUCGACAACCAAGGGCGUCACGGCGGCGCGGGCUCGGGCUGGACCUUUACGUAUGCGUACCGCGGCGGCGUCAUGAACGAGACGGUCGUGGUCUCGGUGCCGCCGAUUGAUACGGCGGACUCUAGUCUCGCGUAUAGGGGACAGAUUCAGCUUUAG